AUGAGCGCUGUGGAUAUACGGCAGUUGUUGCUCGACGGAAAGACUCAACUAGUUUGCCAGGAAGCUACUGCGAAUCCUAAAGCACUGCUAGAAACCGACGAUGAUGGGCGCAUUGCGUUGCAAUGGGCAGUUUCUCUGAAUAACCUAGAGGCGGCCACGGUGAUCUUUAAAACGACCCAGAGCCUGCGUGAUUUCAACAUUGAUCAUGCCGAUGAAGCUGGAUGGACGACUCUGCAUAUUGCUGCUUCAAUUGGUAACAAAAAACUAGUGCAGUUGUUGUUAAGCCAUGAUCCACCCGCCUCGGUCAAAACGGUGGCCAACAGUGGACAAACACCGCUGUUUGUCGCUGUUUCAAAGGGCCAUUUGGAUAUUGUUAAUAUCCUCCUAGACGCUAAGGCCUCUCCUUCCGCAAAAGACCGUAACGGCACCACCCCCCUACAACGAGCUUCUGCUGCUGGGCUGGUCGAACUGGUCGCUCGUCUUUUGGACGCCGGUGCCCCAAUAAACGCCUCUGAUAACCAGGGAUGGACGGCCCUACAUCAUGCUCAAGCUGAACGGCGUACUGAUGUUGUUGAAUUACUUCUUAGUCGUGGAGCGGACCCCGAGAAAAAAACAAAAGACGACGAGACCUAUAAGGAUUUGUGA
This is a messenger RNA of Wickerhamiella sorbophila, 645 nucleotides long. RefSeq names its product putative 26S proteasome regulatory subunit p28. Gene Ontology annotation, molecular function: protein binding. NCBI's taxonomy places the organism in Eukaryota, Fungi, Ascomycota, Dipodascomycetes, Dipodascales, Trichomonascaceae. The transcript has a single exon. Bases 1 to 645 code for a protein of 214 amino acids. The record is from RefSeq and is a predicted model, not a curated record.